AUGUCUGGAGGAGAGGCGAAGAAACGAAAGAAGGUGGUUAGCAGGGGGAGUUUUGGGAACGCCAAACUCUUUGUGGAUAAAGAUGCUAAGAAGAGGAUGAUAAACCGAAUUGUUGCCUGUAAUAUACAUCCGAGGGGGCAUACUGCUAAGAUUGGAUACAAUACGGCCCAACUAUUAUAUGCUAUUGCAGAACGUGAGGUUAUUAUUGAUCUACCCUUUUACAUAUUCAACCAUGUUCGUGAAGCAUCUACUGUUAAGGAUGGCAGGCCAUGUCUUCCAUUUUCAAUAUUAGUUUUCAAGAUUUUGAAGCAUAGUGGGGUUGAAUUUCAGCAGAAUGACAACUUUAUUUACCCCAUGAAUCCAAUGAGUAUGGGUACACUUAAUAAAAAUGUGGGAGCUAUUCUGGGUGUGAAACGAGGCAAGUAUGUGAAGCUGGCAGCAGCGGUGCCUCAGGUUGUGGGUAGUCAAGCUGGGACUAGUCAAGUUGGUUCUGAUGCUGGCACUAGUGAGGGUCAACAAACUGUUGUUGUGAUCUGGGCUGUUACCAAAGGUGCAAGAGCUGAGUUUGGGUACAUAGCAAACCAGUUGGGACUGAAUGGGUGUUGUACUGGUUUGUUUCUGAUCUGGGGAUUCUGCAUCAGGAACUGUCUGGGAGUUCAGGAGCUGGACUGA
This is a messenger RNA of Ilex paraguariensis (yerba mate), 672 nucleotides long. The record is from the annotation of a GenBank genome assembly. Lineage: Eukaryota; Viridiplantae; Streptophyta; Magnoliopsida; Aquifoliales; Aquifoliaceae.